Messenger RNA from Zasmidium cellare ATCC 36951, 1557 nucleotides. RefSeq lists its product as uncharacterized. The record is from RefSeq and is a predicted model, not a curated record. The coding region runs from base 1 to 1557 and encodes 518 amino acids. NCBI's taxonomy places the organism in Eukaryota, Fungi, Ascomycota, Dothideomycetes, Mycosphaerellales, Mycosphaerellaceae. The transcript has a single exon. Gene Ontology annotation, biological process: tRNA processing. Gene Ontology annotation, molecular function: ATP binding; ligase activity, forming carbon-nitrogen bonds.
AUGGCCCUUGCGGCCGUCUGCAGCGACCUCCAAACUCUACACCCAACUUUCCAAGGAGCAUUUCGGGGAUUCAUCGUCGACCACGGCGUCCGUAAGGGAAGCGACGAGGAAGCUCGCAAAGUCGCCACCGAGCUCGAAAGGAUUGGAAUCUCAGCGAAAGUUCUCAAACUGACGUGGGGACAACAAGAUCCGAAGACGGCCACGAAUUUCGAGACGCGGGCGAGAAAGCUGAGGUAUCGCGCUUUGGGGACUGCGUGCUGGGACGCACGGAUUAGCAAAUUACUGGUGGCGCAUCAUGCUGAUGAUCAGGCGGAGACGAUUCUUUCGAGGGUUGUGUCUGGGUAUAUGGGGAGUGGGCUUCAGGGGAUUAAGAAGUAUUCCCAGAUUCCUGAGUGUGAGGGAAUUUAUGGGGUUGAUACAUCUGGCUGGGAAAGAUAUCACGCUUUCAAGAGGGGAGAACGCUCAGCAGACAAUUCUCCGGAAGACAGGUCUUCAUCAAGAGGAUCAAACCCCCCGUGGUGCGAAGCGCCCGCAAGCCGCGUUGAACGUGGCGGUGUGUCCCUACACAGGCCAUUGCUACCAUUCACCAAAGAAGAUUUGAUCCUUUUAUGUCGGGCCAAAGGAGUACAAUGGGUCGAAGACCAGACGAAUAAGGACAAGACACUUACACAACGGAAUACCAUUCGACAUCUAAUGAAGAGCGAUGCACUCCCGGCGGCAUUACAGCGGGAGAGCUUGUCAUCGAUGGCAACGAAGCUGCGACAAGACAACGGUCAGAUGGAACGAGAAGUUGAGCGCUUAUAUCAUGCGACGCCUAUCAAGUUGCACAUCCGAACAGGCAAGGCGGUCGUCGACAUCGAUUAUGCGAAAUGGGAGUUGCCGUUCAUUUCCCAAGAAGAGGCAUAUCACGUCAAAGCCAUGUUUCUACGCAAAUUGCUACUCCUCGUCAGCCCGUGCAGCGACAUCGCGCUUCCAGAUCUCGACCACGCCCUGGACCUCGUCUUCCCGGAAGCGACGCCUUCGCGGACAAUACACUCGACUGAUGUGCCAGCGAGAGUGCAAAUCGCCGAGGUUAAUUUUCAACUGCACGUUAUCAAACGCUCGGUGCAAUUCGGUACGGGGUUAACUCUCUGCCGUGCUCACCCAAUGAGGACCAAAGCCAAUAGUCCAAUACCUAUGCCACGGGCAGAAGUCCCCUCUGACCCUACGCCUUGGGUUCUUUGGGACUCGAGAUUUUGGCUGCGGCUUGCUGUUGACCCAAUCCCGGACAUCUCGUUCGAAGUACGCUUUCUCACGCCUAAACUCGUGGGCGAGAUCCGGCAUAAACUUGGCAAGCUCCCAGGCUACGCUUCGAUACCCGCGCGCGAAAGAUGGACUUUGCCUGUCAUCAUGGCCUAUCGGCAUGGUGACUUGAUCUGUGCUGGUCUUCCAACAGUGGCCAAAUACGUCCAUGCUGAAGGGUCACAGCACGCUUUGCCAACCGCGCAGCUACUUCACGGGGCUUUGGAGUGUCGGUACAAGAACGUCGAUUUACAUCAAGAUUCUAUAACCGGGUAA